AUGUCACACAAUGAAGAUAUGAACUGUAUACCAGAGGAGCUUGCAGCCUUCUACGAGAGCAUUGGAUCUGACUGGACUGAACUUGCACCACCUGGAUAUCAAGCUGCAUUUCUGGGAGUUAGCUCUUACUGCACAGAGCCAAUAGUCCCACCUUCUAUGCUCACCCCGAUCAGCCUACCAGAUAGCGCAUUCCGUCCUAGUCCUGCUCUCAGUCACCACUCGCAAGAAUAUGCCUCUCAAGAAUACAGAUAUACCAUUGGUGAUGGUAUGGUCCCACAGGGUCUUGGAAUUACCGCACCAUUCCCAAGUGAUUUCCCUCGAACAUCAGCUCCAACUGGUAGCUUCAUCUAUGCCUCGGAUGAUCUACCAUAUAACGUUGGUGAAAAUCCCAUGUCGCCAAGAAUCCCACCACCGAAACGUGUGAAGCGCAGAUCAUCUAAAUCACGUACACCAUCUCGCGAGACUCCAGUUACUAUACUCCCACACCCAGAAGGCAAAGAGCGAUUGGAACGGGAACGACAGAACUCCCGGCCCCCUCCGCUACUAUACCCCCGACCCCGGGCUCCGGGAAGGGGCCGUCGUGACCCACAGGCUGAGGAGGAGGAUGCAUUUGUGGAGGAUCUAAGACAGCAGAAUACGGCUUGGAGAGUGGUGCGCGAGUUAUUCCGCGAGAAAUUCCAAAAGGAUGCAUCGGAGGCACGUCUGCAAAUGCGAUUGCUACGUCGACGAAAGGAGCGUCUGGCACAAUGGGAAGAGUCAGAUGUCCAACUCCUAGUCGACGCGAAUGAGAUGUGGGAGAAGGAAAGAUAUCGCUUCAUUGCAGACAAGAUGAAAGAACUCGGCUCCUCGAAAGAAUACACACCUGUGCAAUGCAGAACACAGUUACGGCUCUUAGAAACGAAACAACAACGACAAAAUGGGAGCGCAUCUCCAUCAGCCAUGUCAGAUCCACCUCAUUCUCCAACGAUACCGAGAUCUCGAAAACGAGCGCGACCUUUAUCACUUGAACCAGAAUAA
Messenger RNA from Penicillium malachiteum, 1017 nucleotides. RefSeq lists its product as uncharacterized. NCBI's taxonomy places the organism in Eukaryota, Fungi, Ascomycota, Eurotiomycetes, Eurotiales, Aspergillaceae. The transcript has 4 exons. The record is from RefSeq and is a predicted model, not a curated record. Bases 1 to 1017 code for a protein of 338 amino acids.